AUGCCAGAUCCUAUAGGUUUGCUGCAGCCUCCACAAAGCCCCCUAUCUCUCGCUCUAUGGAAUUUCUCAUCGCAGUGGUUCCUCGUCCCGCAAGGAACAGGGAUCAUAGGCGUCAUUAUCAAUCGACUGGACCACCGAUUCGACGGACAGCGCACUCUAUCAAGAAUCGUGUGGUUCUACACCAUAGUUUUACUAGGAAUCUGCCUGUUUAUCUACUUACUACGACUAUCCCUAUACCCCAGAUACGUCUGCCGGCAACUACGCAACAACCUCAAUGAGACAUCCUGUCUCGCCUGCAUCCCCAUCACCUUCACCUCGAUCAUCCAGCUAGCAGUCCUGCAGCACGGUGACACCGCCGGUGUCAGCAUCUACGUCCUGUGGUGGAUCAACAGCGCCUUCGCCAUAGCCGCAUGUCUCGGGAUCCCCACCGUACAACUCAAACUCCAACCACCAGGCACGCAGCACGUCUCGCCAACAGUGCUCCUCCCCUUCAUCGCAGCCCUCACAGCCGCCACAGGCGGCGCCGUAAUCUGUCGUGCCGGGCAUCUCAGCCCCCGUCUCCAGGUGCCCGCCAUCCUCGUCGCAUACCUGGAAGUGGGCGCGGGAUUGGGGUUGGCCGCCGGCACCAACGCCGUCAUUCUCUUCCAGCAUUUCGACCGCUCGUUCAUCGACCCAGGCACCGUGUUUCAGGACAUGGUGAUGUGCGGGCCCUUCGGGCAGGGCGCGUUCGCGCUCCAGGUCCUCGGCCAGGCCGUGCAGCGGGGCAGCUUUGCGGGGUAUGAGCGUGGUGUCUUCUUGACGGCAACAGCUGCCGGCUCGGUCGGCUUUACUAGUCAGUUUCUGGCGCUGCUGAUCUGGGGCUAUGGGGGUGUUUUCACCAACGCAGCUGUCGAGUUUGGGAAGAUCAUGGACUCCCCCGCCUUCGCGGUUGUGUCGACUGGCCUGUUGCUGCUGUUGGUGAUGGUCUGGUUUGUCAAUCAGGUUCUCAUCGUCAAGGGUCUGGUGACAGGGCGGUUGAUAGGCCUGGAGCAUGGGUGGCACCGCCCUGGCGACCAACGCUCGCCAGAGAUCAAAGAGGCCUGA
Messenger RNA from Penicillium alfredii, 1083 nucleotides. RefSeq names its product putative malic acid transport protein. The record is from RefSeq and is a predicted model, not a curated record. Gene Ontology annotation, molecular function: sulfite transmembrane transporter activity. Bases 1 to 1083 code for a protein of 360 amino acids. Gene Ontology annotation, biological process: sulfite transmembrane transport; transmembrane transport. Gene Ontology annotation, cellular component: plasma membrane. NCBI's taxonomy places the organism in Eukaryota, Fungi, Ascomycota, Eurotiomycetes, Eurotiales, Aspergillaceae. The transcript has 2 exons.